GUGGUCUUUAUGAUUCGAACUGUUACUAUGGUAAAAUCGAUUUUCUACCUGUUUUGUGAUACUGUCCUGAAUGUGAAAGAAAUUAAGAAUAUGAAUAUGGUGUGCCGUUGAACGACAUAAAAUUACAAAGAAUCGAAAUGACGUUGUCUUUGACAAGGAUUGAUUAUACCGCUGUUGGUUCUACUUCACGAGGGACCACGAGAUUACUCCCUGUGCUUGAUUCUAAACAAACACAGAAAUUUGUUGUCGGCGAUCACGAUGGAAUAUUGCACAUUUAUGGUAUGAAAAAGGACGAUUUGCAGCUCUUUUUUAAAUCUCUACCAGGACCGAAGAUUAGCAAAGUCGUACUCGGCGGGGUACUUGGUAAUCAGAAGGAUAAAAUAUUCAUUGCCUACGAGAGUUCUGUCAAAGGCUAUACUAGAAAAGGAAAAGUAUUCUUAGAAUUUGACACCAACCUAUUGGAUCCAAUUUCUUCUAUAUGUGUUCUUGGACCAGAUUUGGUAGCCUGUGCUAAAGAUCUGUACCAUCGGUAUCACGACUGCAGAGAUGCUGAUGCAUAUUUGGCUGGAGAGAGAGUGAUGGAUGCUAUACUUCUACCAACAGAUAGCUCAAACGUUAUUGCUGUGCUUGCAUGUGGGGACUCUGCUGUUCGUGUUCUACAUGGUGGUAAGACUCCAACUUUACUGAGAUUAACUACUAUUCCAACAAUACUCGUAGCCUACAGAGAAGGUGAUGUGGAAUCCAGAGAUCGUAUUCUGGUAGGAGCGAUAGAUGGUAGAGUUGGCUUAUUAAUUCUCCAGAAUGAUAAGACUUUGAGAGUCACAUGGCUACUUAAUAAUACUGGAGCUGAAAUCACAUCGUUGGACACCUAUGAACUGCAGGAUGGUUUGGACAUUAUCGUCGGACGACAAAACGGAAUAAUCGAAAUUUUUGCCUAUCCCGAAGAAGAUGAUAGUAAGCCUGUAUUAAAAUACCGUCACAAUUGCGGCGAGAGUAUCAGUACUGUUAUUGGGGGCAUUGUUGGAGAUGCGGGAUAUUCCGAAGUUUUGGUAACUACGUACUCCGGACGAAUAUUUGGUCUCACAACGAAACCACCUGGUUUGUUAGAAGCUGGCCAGGAUGAUGGGAUGGUAGCGAAACUGAAACUAGAAAUUGAGCAAUUAGAACAAAAAAUAAUUCAAGAAAGGGAGUCUUUUGAUCUGGUAACCGAUGUUUUAGCACCACCAAUACUGUCAGUUAAUUACAGGAUGCUGAUCAAUAAAGAAGAUGCAUCCUACACUUUGUCAAUUGAAUUGGAAAGUCCCAUUGAUAAUGUGCUACUUCAUUCCGAUACUCCCGUGGAUCUGCUUGACGUUGAAAGUAACAGUGCUGUUGCCAGUUUAUCAGCAUGUGAUCCUAAGUCAGGAAACUAUGUUCUGGCUACUUAUAGAUGCCAGAUUAAUACGAACCGAUUAGACCUACGGCUGAGGACGAUCGAAGGACAGCCAGGACGUUUACAAAUUUACGUGACUUCACAGGUUCAACCAAAAUGCUGCCGCCGAAUACAAAUUCCCAUACCAGCAUUAUCGUUCCACUCAAGAAUUCACAAAGAUGAGAAUACUAUGGUACUGGGCGGACCGUUUAAUGAAUUAAAUUUACGUGGUUCAUUUACUGCUGCUGAGAUUCAUGCUUGGCUCUCAUUAGCACUCCCUGAUGUUCCUGAAAGACCACAUUUGGAAAAUGGAGAGGGUUUCCUGAUAUUUACAUCUACCUUCGUUGGAACCAUGCUUAAAUGCAAUUACAAAAAGGGUACUGCGAUUUUUAUGGGUGAAAAUAUAUCGAGCAUUAUGAUCUUGCGUGACAUAUUGACUGGGGAAGCUACCAAGAGAAAAAUAAAGCUCGAUGUUUAUUGUAAUGUGAUUGAAGGAAGCGUAUCAAGGGUAUUGGAUCUAGUGCUUCCCCGGAUCCAAGCAGCACAAAAGCUGCAGGAACAAAUCAAAAUUUUAGAUGCUCUCCAGGAGUGGGAACUUAACACAAUCCCAGAUCAACUUUGCCCAAGAUAUCAAGUAUUACUGAAAGAGGAGACAAAGCUAAGAUCAGAAUUUGCAAAGGAUCCUGAUAUGCUGGAAAGAUUAUAUGGACUGAUUACUGAUUUAUACGUCGAUUGGAAACGAGCAAAGGGUGGUCGAAGAAUCACAAGUAUAGUAGCUUCAGAGAAGCUGAGGCCAGCUGUGGAAUCACGAGAUAUAACGUUAUUGCUACAGAUUUUCACUGGAACGAAUAGUUCAAUAGAUGUACCAGCUUCAUCCCCACCUCACAUUCAGACCUAAGAUCGAGUAAAGAGAAAAAUCAAUAUUUAUAAACAUAAAUCUUUGCAU
Molecule: messenger RNA, 2357 nt
Organism: Athalia rosae (coleseed sawfly)
Lineage: Eukaryota; Metazoa; Arthropoda; Insecta; Hymenoptera; Athaliidae
Product: Bardet-Biedl syndrome 7 protein homolog
Exons: 13
Coding region: 138-2309 (723 amino acids)
Biological process (GO): intracellular transport; intracellular protein localization; cilium assembly
Cellular component (GO): ciliary basal body; BBSome; membrane
Molecular function (GO): protein binding
Source: RefSeq, a predicted model, not a curated record